AGAGAGGGAGGGCCGGCAAGAGGGCGGGUUGUGGACUGGCGGAGCGGGGACCCACUCGAGCGACCCGCGGAGAGCGGCCGUCCCGACGCCCGUGGAGCCACAGACCAGCAGGAAGAAGAUGAGCCUUAAGUCUGAACGCCGAGGAAUUCAUGUGGAUCAGUCAGAGCUCCUUUGCAAGAAAGGAUGUGGUUACUAUGGCAACCCUGCUUGGCAGGGUUUCUGCUCCAAGUGCUGGAGGGAAGAGUACCACAAAGCAAGGCAGAAGCAGAUUCAGGAGGAUUGGGAACUGGCAGAGCGACUUCAGCGGGAGGAGGAAGAGGCCUUUGCCAGCAGUCAGAGCGGCCCAGGGGCCCAGUCCCUCACAUUUUCCAAGUUUGAAGAAAAGAAAACCAAUGAGAAGACCCGCAAGGUUACCACAGUAAAGAAAUUCUUCAGUGCUUCAUCCAGGGUUGGAUCAAAAAAGGCAGAAAUUCAGGAAGCAAAAGCUCCCAGUCCUUCCAUAAACCGGCAAGCCAGCAUUGAAACGGAUAGAGUGUCUAAAGAGUUCAUAGAAUUUCUCAAGACCUUCCACAAGACAGGCCAAGAAAUCUAUAAGCAGACCAAGAUGUUUUUGGAAACAAUGCAUUACAAAAGGGAUUUAAGCAUUGAGGAACAGUCAGAGUGUACUCAGGAUUUUUACCAGAAUGUGGCUGAAAGAAUGCAGACUCGUGGAAAAGUGCCUUCAGAAAGAGUUGAGAAGAUAAUGGAUCAGAUCGAAAAGUACAUCAUGACUCGUCUCUAUAAAUAUGUGUUCUGUCCAGAAACUACAGAUGAUGAGAAGAAAGAUCUCGCUAUUCAAAAAAGGAUCAGAGCCUUGCACUGGGUUACACCUCAGAUGCUUUGUGUCCCUGUUAAUGAAGAAAUUUCAGAAGUAUCUGAUAUGGUGGUGAAAGCAAUCACAGAUAUCAUUGAAAUGGAUUCAAAGCGUGUGCCUCGAGACAAGUUGGCCUGCAUCACCAAGUGCAGCAAGCACAUCUUCAAUGCCAUUAAGAUCACCAAGAAUGAGCCAGCCUCAGCUGAUGACUUUUUACCAACUCUCAUCUACAUUGUCUUGAAGGGCAACCCCCCACGCCUUCAGUCCAACAUCCAGUAUAUCACCCGCUUCUGCAACCCAAGCCGAUUGAUGGCUGGGGAGGAUGGCUACUAUUUCACCAAUCUGUGCUGUGCUGUGGCUUUCAUUGAGAAAUUAGAUGCUCAGUCUUUGAAUUUAAGUCAGGAAGAUUUUGAUCGAUACAUGUCCGGCCAGACUUCUCCCAGGAAACAGGAAUCUGAGAAUUGGUCUCCUGAUGCUUGCUUAGGGGUUAAGCAAAUGUAUAAGAACUUGGAUCUUCUGUCUCAGUUGAAUGAACGGCAAGAAAGGAUCAUGAGUGAAGCCAAGAAACUUGAGAAAGACCUAAUAGAGUGGACGGAUGGAAUUGCAAAAGAGGUUCAAGACAUUGUUGAGAAAUACCCGCUUGAAAUUAAACCCCCAAAUCAAUCUUUAGCAGCUAUUGACUCUGAAAAUGUUGAAAAUGAUAAGCUUCCUCCACCUUUGCAACCUCAAGUUUAUGCAGGAUGAUAAAAAUUUACAUGGGUAGUAUUUAUUUGAGCCUAAAUUGUAGCUAGCCCUUACUACAGUCCAUGAUUGGGACCUAGACUAUAACUUAAUUGCUUAUAAAUGUCAGAGCAUUUUUCAAGGUACAGUUUGUGGGGAUUGUUUUGUUUGUUUUGUUUUUCCUGGCAGGGGAAGCUUAGUAAAUAAUAAAAUACUAUUUAUUUGAGUUACUGAAAUAGAUUCAUUUAAGGUUUAUGUGAAAGUUUUGUCUAAAUCUAUUUUUUCUCCAUGAUUUUCCUGUGUGCUUCCUCUUUGGCAUUCACUGUGGUUUGGUUUUGGGUAUAUACUUGCCUUUAAAGGAUAAAACAGAUGAAUGCUACAAAAUGUAUGUUUAAGGGGAUUCAGUGGUACCACUCUUCUACAGUUUGAAAUAUUUUAUAAUUGUAAAGAUAGAAGAUAUAUUGAUAAGUAAAUAUGUAAAAUUGUAAAUAUGUAAAAACAAAAAAGGAAUGGUGUCUGCGUUGCAUGGCAUUUCAUGUGUUAAUUUGUUUAGUUUAAAAUGAAGUAUAUUGAAUGUU
Neomonachus schauinslandi (Hawaiian monk seal) is the source of this 2151-nucleotide messenger RNA. It is a transcript of the gene RABGEF1, whose product is annotated as RAB guanine nucleotide exchange factor 1. Gene Ontology annotation, cellular component: cytosol; endocytic vesicle. The coding region runs from base 119 to 1597 and encodes 492 amino acids. Lineage: Eukaryota; Metazoa; Chordata; Mammalia; Carnivora; Phocidae. Gene Ontology annotation, molecular function: small GTPase binding; DNA binding; guanyl-nucleotide exchange factor activity. Gene Ontology annotation, biological process: vesicle-mediated transport. The record is from RefSeq and is a predicted model, not a curated record. The transcript has 9 exons.